CACCAAGUCGGAUGGAGAAGGAGCACGGGCAAUAAGCGAGAGUUGGUCGCGACGAAAAGAUAAGUCACAUUUCGUACACUUGUUUCUCGAUUUUCAGUUUCAGUGCACUGUGUGUACGGCGUAGGAUCGAGCGUAUGAGAGAGGAGGUACUAUCACGACUUUUUUUUUUGUCGUACCAAUCCUUGUCGAACGCGGACUUUCUCCAAUAAGCGCGAUAACUCGUGCAAGUGGUUUAGAUUUUUGGUUUUUUUCGAGCCAGCCACAUCGAUGCGAAUAAAACCGGCUGAUAAUUUCGAAAAUGAACGGUAAUUCGAAUAUACCAUUGAGGAAGACGUUCAACAGGCAAACGUCGAAUUCCAAAAUACCCGUUAACGAUCAAACCCAAAGAUGGAAAUACAAAUACGAGGAAGCCGAAGAAAAGAGGAAAUCGCUGUUAACACAAAAAGAAAAAGCUCUCAGAAGUUUGAACGACAUAGAAAAGAAGUACUUGAACUUGCAAAUCAAACACGAACACUUAGAAACGGAAUUAUUCGAAAAAAAUGAGGAAUUCACCAAAUUAUCGACGGCAUCUAAAAACCUCUACAAAGAAUACGAAACGUUGAAGAACCAAUACGAGACCGAAACUCGGGCUAUGUCAGGAGCGCUGAAGGACGCCUCGCAAUGGUACAGGGAGAACAAGGAGCUGAAGCGCAGGACGCUGCUGCUGAUGGACCGGGACGCCGUCGACGAGGGCGUCGACGCCGGCGACGGGGAGUCCACCAACUCGGAGGCCGAGCUGGAGAACCUGAACAAGACCAUCAAGCAAUUGAGCGCGGAAGUGGCCGAAUUGCAAACGGAAGUCGACUCAUUGAAGCAGGUGGAAUUCCAAACGACCGAAGAGAAUAUCAAAUUAACUGAAGAAUUGGAUGAAGAAAAGCAGCGAAACAAUGAAUUGUCAUUACAAUUAGCAGAACUGAGAAAAGAACACGAGCAAACGCUGAGGGUUUUAGACAUGACGAAGAAGGAAAUUAUGGACCUGAGAGCGUUGGAAGAGGAACAAAGGACCAACCUGAUUAAUUUAAAAAAAGAAUCGGACAAUCACAAACGCGAACGAAACGUUUUGAAGCACCAAAGCGCUUUAAUCAUCCAAGGUCUACAAGAAGACGGCGGUAAAUACAUGAUGCUCAUACAAGAAAUCGAAGAUUUGAAAAACACACUAGAAGAAGAACGAAACAGGCACGAGGAGGAAAUAAAUAUGCUUCAAGAGCGACUCGAAGAUCAAGACAACAACGCCCACAUAGAGAUCCUCGAAGAGAGAUUGAAACUGGUCGAAUCGGAAUUGCUGCAGGCGAAGGAGCGCGCGGACAGAGCGGAAGAGAAGCUUAAAGCUUCGAUGGUACCACCGCCGCCGCCGCCGCCGCCACCCAUGCCGAUGGUGCCGCCGCCGCCGCCGCCACCGUCCUGCGUCGACCCGCCCGUGGUGCCUCUGAGAAGGAGGAAAAGCAAAGUGGCUCUAUCGGACUUGGCCGAAUGCAUAGGCGUUAAGGAAAAUAUUGCGCAAGAGAAGAAACCACCUGCUCCUGGGGUUAACGAGGACAUAAUAAACGCGAUUAAAUCCGGCCAGUUUACGUUGAGGAAGGCGAAGAAGGAAAAGGAGAAGAAGGAGAACAAAGAACAACCGAAGGCGGUUUCUGAAAUGCUCAAUAUUCUCGGUAGUUUAAGGAGAGCGCCUAAGAAACGCCAGAGUCAAUUUUUCGGUGAUGUGCAAUUGUAGAUGUCAUUUGUACGUGCUUGUGUCUGUUUAUAAAUGUUAACCGCUAGUUUUGUAUUUAUCUAUUUUAUAUGUAUACUUGAUAGUUGUAAUUUUUAUAUUUUUUUGUUACAAUAAAAACAAUAUUGUAUAAAAUCAAAUAUAUUUGAAAUCCUACUUAAAAGAAAAUAGUAAAAAUAGAAUUUUAUUUAAAACAGUAACAUAAAUUAAUAUGUAAACCAAUAAUUUAAUCAAAAGUAUAACAAUUCUUAAACGU
This is a messenger RNA of Phyllotreta striolata, 2006 nucleotides long. The record is from the annotation of a GenBank genome assembly. NCBI's taxonomy places the organism in Eukaryota, Metazoa, Arthropoda, Insecta, Coleoptera, Chrysomelidae.